UUUGUCAAAACACAAAAUCAUAACAUAUGUAUGUUAUUUUAAUUCUAUUUGGGUUUUCAAGUUGGAAAAAUCAAACGAACCUUUAAUAAUGGAAAUCGGACACUAAAACAAUGUCUUUGUGAAUUGUAAAUAAAUAGUGUCUGUUGUUUUACAUUUUUAAUAUGCAAGAACUGUUGAUAGAGAGUAAAAUCUCCGUAAUUUUAAUACAUAUAUGAUUGAAGAUAAUUAUAAAAAAUGGAUGAAAAUAUAGACAACAAUGUAGCCGUUUUGGCUAUUUUAGAUAAUCAAUCUUCACCAUACAAACAAAAUAUCAGUUUGACCAGCUAUAAUCUCAAUGGUCAUCAAGUCAAUCAAGAGGAAAUAGAAACAAAUGAAACCAGUAAACAAAAUAUUAUUUGGACAAAGAAUGCCACACUAAUGCUUUUAAAUUUAUAUGAAACUAAACUGAAUAUGUUGGAUAAUCCUAAAAAGAAAUCAAAGAUGUGGACUUCAAUGGCAGAAGAACUAAAAUCUUUCCACAUAGAGGUGACACCAGAUCAGGUGAGAUGGAAAAUUAAUGCACUUACAAAAAAAUACAAAGAUUGUAUUGAUAAUGGUCAAGGAUCUAUGGCAUUCAAAUAUUUUAAUGAAAUGCAUCAAAUUCUUGGAAGAUACAGUGAAGACAAUGGAACAUACAGACUAGCAUCCGGUGUUAUGCAAGGUCAAGAAAGUGACAAAGAUCACAGAGUUAUAAAUAGGAAGAUGUCUUUUAAAAACUCAACACCUUUUAGGAAACUUCGAGCAGAAAGACGAGCCAAAGUAGAACUAGAUAAACAAUGGAUAGAAUAUAUAAGGCGGCAAGAGGAACAAAAGCUAAUAAGAGAUGAAAGGUAUGAAAGAAGUUUAAGAUUAAAAGAAGAGGAACUUCAAUUAAAAAAAAAAGAAUUAGAAAUUAAACAGUCAAUAGCUUUAAGAAAAUUACAAUUGAAAGAAAAGAAACAAGAGGAAUACUUGAAAAUUGAAAGAGAAAAAUGUGCAUUGUUACGAAAAUUAUUAGCAGACCAAUGAUUCAUUUAAAUAAAAAUACAAGUUUAUAUGUGCUAUAUGAAUUAAUGUACAGUGCUUAUUAUAAUGCAUAGUUUAUUUUGGCUGGGCCAAAUAUAGAUUUAAAUAAUUACAAUUAAGUCAUAUUAGUUAAUUAUAUCAAUUUCUUUGUGCU
Messenger RNA from Vanessa atalanta (red admiral), 1198 nucleotides. RefSeq lists its product as uncharacterized. The coding region runs from base 235 to 1047 and encodes 270 amino acids. The transcript has 4 exons. Lineage: Eukaryota; Metazoa; Arthropoda; Insecta; Lepidoptera; Nymphalidae. The record is from RefSeq and is a predicted model, not a curated record.